AUGCGUGGGGCACCACCUCUGCUGCUGGUAGCGUCUCUGCUGGUCCCGCCUGGCUUGUCCCACACCGUAGCGUUGGAUGCAAGACGCGGUAGGCAAGCUGGGCAACAUGAGCUGCUGUUGCCGAGCACCGCACGAUCACAAGCGGCCCCCCGCAGCAGGAGAAUAAACAGCAGCAGCGACAGCAGCGGUGCUGCUGGUUUGCUUAGGGGCGGGGACGGUGCAGGGCCGGCAACGCGAUCAUCGUUAACAGCAGAGGCCGGCAGCGGCCUCAAGGACAGGGCCCGCGUUCUGGGAUACUUCGGCCUGUGGUACGCCCUCAACGUCUGGUACAACAUCGUCAACAAGAAGGUCCUCAACGCGCUGCCGCUGCCCUCCUCGAUAGCCGUCCUGCAGCUCGGGAUCGGGAGCCUGUGGGUGGGGACCCAGUGGCUUGUCCGUGCGAGAACGCCGCCGGGAAAGCUCGCCGCCACGGGCGCCGCCCGCCUGGCGCCGGUGGCCUUCUUCCACGGGGGCGGCCAGCUGGCGACGGUGCUCAGCCUAGGGGCAGGGGCGGUCAGCUUCACCCACGUGGUGAAGGCGAUGGAGCCGUUCUUCUCGGCGCUGGUGGCAGCGGUCUGGUUCAGGCAGAUCUUCCGGUGGCAGGUGUACGCGUCCCUGCUGCCCGUCGUCGCGGGAGUGUCGCUCGCGUGUGCGAAAGAGAUCAACUUCAGCUGGGUGAGCUUCCUGGCGGCGAUGGCGUCCAACCUCCUCUUCGCCUGCAGGGCCAACUUCUCCAAGGCUCUCAUGACGCGACCCCCCUUCGAGGGCGGCGCCUCCACCUCUUCCGCUAACCUCUACGGUCUCGUGACCAUCGUGUCCUUCGUGGUCUUCGCCCCGUUCGCCGCGCUGACGGGCUGGAGCAAGUGGGGGCCGGCGUGGGAGUCGGCCAUGGAGAACGGUCACCAGGGGAGGGCGCUCGUGUUGAGCGUGUUGCUGUCGGGAAUCUCUCACUACCUUAACAACGAGGUGAUGUACCUUGCGCUGGGCUCUGUGCACCCGACCACCCUCGCCGUGGGCAACACCAUGAAGCGGGUUUUCAUCGUGGUGGCCAGCCUGAUAGUGUUUAAGACCCCCAUCUCCAGGCUGGGUAUGGUGGGGUCUGCGAUCGCCGUCGGUGGCGUGCUGGUGUACAGCCUGGCGCGACAGCACUACGGUGUGUUGGACCAGGGAAAACGGCCGGAAGGCCGCAGCAGCAGCAAACGUUAGUACACAGACGCAGCGCUCUGAAAAUCACCUUCGAGGUGACGUGGGGGGCGGGCGUAGUGUUGCUAGAAGACCUAGUUACCGGAUGCUGUGAUUCAAGACGACUCA
Messenger RNA from Ectocarpus siliculosus, 1350 nucleotides. The record is from the annotation of a GenBank genome assembly. Lineage: Eukaryota; Phaeophyceae; Ectocarpales; Ectocarpaceae.